UCUCCCUCCCCCAUCGUCACUAGCAGUGAAGCUCACCAGAAACACCCAAUGAAUAUGAGUGCGUCAGAAAACCCUAGCUCUCACAAGCGCGAGAGAAGAUCUUCAUCUUCUUCAGCCAAUCUGAUGCUAUUUGGCUUUCCAUUAAGCAAGAGUGCUCGUGAUGCUUCCAUUUCCUUCACCAAGAGAUUUAAAUGCCAUUUCUGUGAGCGAGAAUUCUCCAAUUCUCAAGCUCUCGGAGGCCACCAGAAUGCCCAUAAAAGAGAACGUCGACAAGCUACCCUAGCUCAUUUCGACAACCUUAGCCUCCAUCUUCUUCCUCUUCAUCCUCGACGCCUCCAGAUCACAUCAUCGUUACUUGCUUCGUCAGCACCAUCAGGACCGUCGACUCACCUGGUUCAUCAUCAUCAACAACAACAAGCUUUUUGGUCCGAGCCUGAGCUUUGGUAUGGAGUUCGAUCGGAUGACAGAGAGGCACGUGAUGAUGCUGAAAAAGAACUCUCGAGUGAAGGAUCAGUACAAAAUGGUGAUGAUGAUGUCGAUCUUAACUUGAGUUUAUAGCUUUUGAAUAAUUUGACAAGGACUUUCCAAAAUUAUAGUACUCCAAUCUGUCCCCCACCCUUGUUCUUAUCUCUUAAUUUAUAAAUAUCAGCAUUGGGUUGAUUUGUCCCAUCUCAAGCGAAAGUGCUACUUAUUAUAGAGCCAUUUAGGCUUG
Prosopis cineraria is the source of this 712-nucleotide messenger RNA. RefSeq names its product zinc finger protein 8-like. Bases 49 to 558 code for a protein of 169 amino acids. Gene Ontology annotation, cellular component: nucleus. The transcript has a single exon. Gene Ontology annotation, molecular function: DNA-binding transcription factor activity; transcription cis-regulatory region binding. NCBI's taxonomy places the organism in Eukaryota, Viridiplantae, Streptophyta, Magnoliopsida, Fabales, Fabaceae. The record is from RefSeq and is a predicted model, not a curated record. Gene Ontology annotation, biological process: cytokinin-activated signaling pathway; gibberellic acid mediated signaling pathway; trichome differentiation.